Messenger RNA from Anolis sagrei ordinatus, 2229 nucleotides. RefSeq names its product non-SMC condensin II complex subunit H2 (gene NCAPH2). Gene Ontology annotation, cellular component: nucleus; condensin complex. The record is from RefSeq and is a predicted model, not a curated record. Gene Ontology annotation, biological process: meiotic chromosome condensation; mitotic sister chromatid separation. NCBI's taxonomy places the organism in Eukaryota, Metazoa, Chordata, Lepidosauria, Squamata, Anolidae. Gene Ontology annotation, molecular function: chromatin binding.
CAAUAGGCAGGGAAGAGGGAGGUGUCACUCUGCGUCGCGUUCCUUAUACGUCACCUUUUGGGCGCCGUCGACGCUUGCGGAUGGCGUCACGAGGCGCGUCGGGCGGGAAAAACGAACAGAACCGGCCAGCUUCCGUUGAGAGGGAAUGCCGAGCGAGGUGUAGUCCAAGGUGGAACCCUCCAAGGCCCAAAUGCCUUAGUUUGAUGGUGUUUGAUUGUGUUUCUGGCCUGGUGGGGAAUGGCCGCCAUGGAAGACGCCGAGUCCCGCUUCAUGCACUUCCUGCAACCCAUUCGGGACCUCACCAAGAACUGGGAGGUCGACGUGGCGUCUCAGCUGGGAGAAUACCUGGAGGAGCUGGAACAGAUCUGUAUUUCCUUUGAUGGCGGCAAAACCACGAUGAAUUUUAUCGAAGCGGCGCUGCUGAUCCAAGGUUCAGCCUGCAUUUACAGUAAGAAGGUGGAGUACCUCUACUCCUUGGUCUACCAGGCCCUCGACUUCAUCUCCAACAAGAAGCGCGAUAAGCUGCCGACGUCAGUGGGAGCGGAUGGGGCCGACGCGGACGCCAGCGCUGGACCAGCUGACGAGAAGGAAGAGUUCCUCCCGUUGGACGACAACCAAGAAACCAGCAGAGCCAGCAUGGACUUGCGGGAUGACCAGCAGCGCAGUUCAGUCAACAUUGUGCCUUUGACGCCGAUGGCCUUGGUCCCACCAGAGGAGGCCGAAAAGAAGGGCAACCCACUCUUCAGCCAGAAAGGGGAGAUGCUGGCCAGCCGGAGGGACUUCCGCAUGAACACCUACACCCCGCACGUCAACGGCACCUUCAUGCUGCAGCUGGCGGACCUCUCGCCCACCCAGUGCCCACCCAGGCGCGACAGAGAGUGCCAAUCCAUGGGAGUCCAGAGCCUCGUCCCUGCAACAGGAGCCACGCCUCUGGAAGGCAGCAUAUGUAACACGCCCAUCCUUGCCCUGGACUUCUCUGAUGAUGGAGGAGGGGACGACGCUUUCUGUGAGAACGAUGGCGGCUGCGAUGGCGUCCUGCCGGACCUUCUGGAGCAAUCCCUGGAUGCUCCUCCCGAGGAUGCCGAGGAGCACGUGGCCCGACAGAUGAGCGCCCCCCAGAGACAAGGGUACAUGCUGCGGGAGAGACCCCCGGCCCUGGAGGCCAAGGAGCGCAUCAAGGAGAUGCGGGACCCCUGGCAAAGCUUGGACCCCUUCAGCUCUUCGGAGGACAAGCCCUCCAAGAAAGGCCGUCCCUUCACGUUGCCCCGAGGAACGGAGGAUGUGCCCGGCACCAAGCGGAGGAGGAGGCUGUCCAGCAGGCUGCAGGAGUUCACGGCGUGGUUUUCGGCCACAGAGCACGACAGAGCCGGCAACCCACGGAGCAGGAGGAAAGGCCCAACAUUUGCAGAUCUAGAUGUCCUUUACUGGAAGAACGUCAAGGAGCGCUUUGCUGCCCAAAAGAAGCUGCAGAGAAGGAUGACGCUGGCCAGGGCCUCUGAGGAUCUGGACGCACGCGAGGAGGAACGUGAGGAAGAAGAGGAGGAAGAGGACGCCUUGCAGAAUCCCAUUGAAGGCGGCAUCGGAGCCGACGAUGACUUUCUAGAAGACGACGAUGGCGCCCCGCUAGAAGACCCCGGAGGAGUGCCAGAGACAGACCUGGAUGGUGUCCCUGCCUCUCUCAGCUACGAGGAACUGGUGCAGAAGAACGUGGAGCUCUUCAUUGCCCAUUCCCAGAAGUACGCCAGGGAGACGGUGCUGUCCCGGCGCGUCAGGGACUGGGAGGAGAUGAUGGGACCGCAGCUGGAAGAACAGGAAGCCCGGGCCGCCUUCGACAUCCACAGUUACGGUGACCGCUUAGUGUCCCGCUUGGGCCGCGUGGGUGAGUGGCAGUCUUUCGCCCGCCUGGUGGCCGGAGAGCCGGCCUUCGAGGUCUGCCGCUACAUGCUGGCCUCCCUCCAGUUGGCCAACGACUACACGGUGGAGGUCUCCCAAAAGCCCGGCUUGGAAGAGCGGGUGGACACCACGGCUCUGCGCCUGCUGACCCAAGAGAAGGCCCACGAGCGCUUCCGCACCUAUACGGCCCCCUCCCUCGCCCAGCAGUGAACCACUCUCGGCCGCCUGCUCCACGCACAUGUACAUGUUUGUAUAUAGGGUCUCUGUACAGCUCAUCCCCGCCCCCCGCCCCCUGUGUAUUCCUCAGCCUCAACUCUAUCUGCUUCACCUUUUCUC